ACUUGUCCGAAUUAUUCACCAUACGACACUACUUGGUGUCUUAGUCACUAUAACAUGAAGAUAUACACUAAAACAGGAGAUAAAGGCACGUCAGCGCUAUUCUCUGGUGAACGUCGUCCCAAAAACGAUGAAGUAUUUGAAGCACUAGGUACUACGGAUGAGCUCACAUCCCAUCUUGGAUUGGCAAGAGAGUACUGCGAUGAGCAAAAUAAUGGUUUGUCUGAAAAGCUAGAGAAGAUCCAAUGCUUGCUGCAAGAUAUUGGCUCAAACAUCGCAACACCUAGAGGCCACUCUAACGAUGCUAGAAAAGCUCGAACUACCUUUGAUGAAGAUGGUGGUUUAGUGGCUGAACUUGAAAAAUGGAUCGAUGACAUGGACGAAACACUUCCACCAUUGAAGAACUUUAUUCUUCCGUCCGGUGGACGUGCUGCGUCCAGUCUGCAUAUUGCGCGAUCAGUUUGUCGUCGCGCAGAAAGACGAGUACACCCUUUGAUUGAUAAAGAUGAUGCCGAUAGCACCACAGGAAAAUAUCUUAACAGAUUGAGCGAUUUCCUAUUUAACGCUGCUCGCUAUGCAGCGCAGAAAGAAGGAAAAGAAGAGGUCAUUUACAAAAAACAAAAGGCUGGCAGUAAUCAAUAAAAUAUUUAACCAGUACAUUGGCGAGCGUACACAUAUGAUACGCAUAUUGUUCACCGGUUGGAUGAUAUGCCUCCAAAGACAAAAUAAUAUUAAAGUGGCCACUUCAACCAAUUGAAAGGUAUUACGCAUUUAGUAGGCAUUUCCUCGUUGUUCGCAAUAUGGUGUUUAAGUGCUUUAUAGUGCUUCUAUUUAAAUACAUUUACU
Molecule: messenger RNA, 843 nt
Organism: Umbelopsis ramanniana AG
Lineage: Eukaryota; Fungi; Mucoromycota; Umbelopsidomycetes; Umbelopsidales; Umbelopsidaceae
Exons: 8
Coding region: 55-639 (194 amino acids)
Molecular function (GO): corrinoid adenosyltransferase activity
Source: RefSeq, a predicted model, not a curated record